Molecule: messenger RNA, 2359 nt
Organism: Trifolium pratense (red clover)
Lineage: Eukaryota; Viridiplantae; Streptophyta; Magnoliopsida; Fabales; Fabaceae
Exons: 6
Coding region: 656-2056 (466 amino acids)
Source: RefSeq, a predicted model, not a curated record
GAUUUCUGAGUUCAAUUCUCAAUUUUGACUUCAUCACUCACUUUAUCGUAAUGCACAACAUUCACCAUUUUUCCCUUUUCUAAUUUAUUCUCCAUUGUUAGGGUUUUCAAAUCAUGAUUUCGGUUUUUUUUUUUAUUUGACUCUAAUUGUAUUAAAUUUGUUGAUCGAUUAUGCAAUUGAGACUAUGAGUAAUUGCAUUUGUGUUGUAAAAUCACUGUUAGGGUUUUUUAUCAGUCCAUAAUUGGGGAUUUUGUUAUACUCUUCAAAAUUGGGGAUUUUGUGGUUAUUUUGUGAUGUUAUUUGUUGAUACUAUUAUCAUAUAUAAAAAAAUGGGGUGUUUUAUAUACCUCUUUUGUGUCAAGAUUUGUGUUGUGAUGUGCCUAUGGUUACUGUAUUUCAACAAAUUCUUUGAUACAAAUAAUAUAUAAGUCAUGACCACAUAAUCCCUCAAGAUGUGGAUGUGUUUACCGUUAAUUUGCUAUACAGAAAGAUUUAACGGCGCAACUUGUUUUCCAUAUACCUUUCGUUCGUGUGUAAUUUAUCUUGAAUAUAUAUAUACAAAUUUCAGUUAAAUUAUAAAAGUGUUUACAGUUAUUAUACUGUGAAGAAUGUAGUAGUUUUACUGAUGUAUUUUCCUUGAUUAAUAUGUUUUUUUAUGAUGAUAAUUUGGUUUUUGCAUGAUCUCUUAGCAGUGAUGGUUGCGAGAUUUGUGAAAAUGUGCGCGGUCCCGGAUUUGGAGCUAAAUAGCCGAUUAGAGAAUAUAAAUGCACCUGAAUUUUUGGGAGUAGAAAAAUGUGGGGGUGAUGAUUGUGGCAGGGAAACGAUACCAAUUGAACGAGUUUCUCUGUGCAAUGGAAAUGAGGAUGUAGAAGUUAAUAUCACUGAGUGCAAACAUUCUGGCAAAGCUGUGGUGGUGCAAGAUUUGUUUGAGGAUCUUACUGUGAGUUCUAGUUCUAGCUCCUUUGGUGAUACCGGAUCAGGCUCAGAGAAUGCGGUAGCUGCUUCGUUUGGUGAUCAAGAAGUUGAAUCGCAAAUGUGUGCUGACGGUGCAUCCUCCUCAAUGUGUGAUGAUUGGCAUGAAUCACUCCGAAAAAGAAAGAGAAGGGCGACGACAGAUCAUUGGAAGAGGUUCAUAAGCCCAAUUACACGGCGCUGUAAGUGGGUUGAGUUACAACUGAAACAACUUCAGUCUCAAGCAAAUAAAUAUGAAGAAGAGCUUGCGGCACUCAAUCAUACAAAGGAGCAUGAUUUUGUACACUUAACAUUAGAUGGAACUAACAUCAAAUCAGUACCUAUUUCUGGUCGGAUGCAUAGGAAUAAAGUAAUGAAGAGGAAAAGACGAGAAAGAGUUGAAGAGAAGUGCGAUUUAGCAUCAUACAUGUCUAACCACACUUUACUCUCCUACUAUGAGAAGAAAGCAGAUCAUAACGUUGAUGUUGAUUUGGAAGAUUGUCAAGAAGUUGCCGUAGGUGGCGACAUUGAAAAUUUGGUGGAGUUCACGUCUUCCGAUGAUUUGUGGUAUCCCGUAGAUUGUUAUGAUAAUGACAUGUCCUGGGAGGCCACCAUUCAAAAGCUUACAGCUAUACAGUCUCAAGUUCAAAAUUUGAAAAGUAGAUAUGACAAAGUGAUUAGUGAAAAUCCAGGAAGGUUUUGUUUUGUAAAUCAAUUGAGCGCACUCGAACCAUCUGAUGGACUUAAUCAUUCCGAUUUAAAGCCUGGUUCUCCUGCUGGAAAUGCAUCAUCAGGUGAUGAUAGGAUAGUUCCCUUUAUUGAAGACACUGAUAGGCCUGAAGUGGAUGAUCUACGAGACAAUGUAGCCAAGGAAGAAUUGCAUGAAUUAGAAAAUGUUGGAAAUCAACUUGUAAAGAAAAUCGAAUCAAUUGAAGAGAAUGUAGCAAUUUCCGAGUUUCAAGUGUCAGAACCUAAGGCCUCUGUGUAUGCUGUGCAUUAUACUUUGAGACCAUGUUCUACAUUGACGUCAAAUAUACCUUGGAACAAAGGAAAAGGAAAAAAAUCUGGUUCAAAGCGGAAGAGGAUAUCUGUGAGAAAAGUGUAAAUCCCGAGCACGUGUUCCGCUCUUUUGCAACAUGAUGUUGAUAUUCUUUAGUCAUGAAAAACCAUUUCUUGUCGGAAUUAUUGCGCUAUACCUUCUUUCCCUUUGACAUGUUUCGAAAUGAAGGUUAUGCUCAUUCGAAGAAAUACAAUUUUGGUCGCAUUAGUCUAUAAAGUGUAAAGUUAAUACUUGCUCAAUAAUUUAAAGUUCACAAUUACUUAACAUUUCACAAUCACAAGCAAUUCGAGAUUAGUCAUACUAUUACAUUACAUUAAGAAUGAAAAUUAAAUAGGAUGCAUUUUCUUG